This is a messenger RNA of Lepisosteus oculatus (spotted gar), 10758 nucleotides long. RefSeq names its product dicer 1, ribonuclease type III (gene dicer1). NCBI's taxonomy places the organism in Eukaryota, Metazoa, Chordata, Actinopteri, Semionotiformes, Lepisosteidae. Gene Ontology annotation, biological process: siRNA processing; apoptotic DNA fragmentation; pre-miRNA processing. The record is from RefSeq and is a predicted model, not a curated record. Gene Ontology annotation, cellular component: cytoplasm; nucleus; RISC complex. Gene Ontology annotation, molecular function: ATP binding; DNA binding; RNA binding.
ACCCGCUCGCCCCUCGGCAGCCCAAUCGGGGCGUGUCGCCAGACGGUUUCUGGAAAAAAAUGACGGGGGCAACGUUCUGCAGGGAAUUUAACACGCACAGAUGAGCGAAGGGGACGCAGUGUACAAGGCGCGCUCUGAUUGGGCAGUAUGCCAUGUAUAACCUUUGCCCCCGGUAAAAUCACCAAUCGAAUGUCUCGUUUCAUGUGUUUCUUCCUCGGCGACAAAGCUAGAUUUCGUAUUCGUAACUUCUUGUGCGCAAUGUCCGGGUGGCACUGAUGCGCUGUGGAAAUGGGGGCAGUUAACGUAAUGUGCGUAGUGGUUGUCAGUGCAGUCUCGGGCCCAGGUGAAUGGGAGUAUCGUGGAUUAAUCUGACAGCGGCAGGAGGGAAUGGCGAAAAGAGUAAACACACAACAGACGUUUUUCUGCAAGGCGCUGAACUAAGGGCGUUUCAUUAGUGCAAGAAAAGUGUACCAACUUCUCAGGCUGGACCAGUGUGGAACAAGAGAUUAAAAGGAGGCUAAUAUAAUAUUGAAGAUUAAUAUGAGCUGACUUGAAGCAGCUGAACAUGAAGCCAAAAAUUCUCACUAACUGGUCGCAUAUUGAAGUCUCUAAAACAGAAACUUAAGCUUCAUGAGGACAGAACGGAAUGAGAUAAACACUGGAGAGUAGAAGCCCUUGCUUUGCAAUUCCUAAGCAUGGCGGGACUACAGCUGGUGACCCCUGCUUCAUCGCCAAUGGGUCCCUUCUUCGGACUCCCAUGGCAACAAGAAGCAAUCCAUGAUAACAUUUAUACACCAAGGAAAUAUCAGGUUGAACUUCUUGAAGCAGCUCUUGAACACAAUACUAUCGUCUGCUUAAAUACUGGCUCAGGGAAGACAUUUAUUGCAGUACUUCUAACAAAGGAACUCUCCCAUCAAAUCCGGGGUGACUUCAGAAAAUGUGGGAAGAGAACAAUUUUCUUAGUUAAUGCAGCCUCAUAUGUGACUCAGCAAGCAGCCACAGUUCGAACACAUUCAGAUCUUCACGUUGGAGAGUACAGCAGUCUCGAAGACACUUUGCCAUGGACAGAAGAGAAGUGGAAUCAAGAAAUGACUGAAAACCAGGUGCUUGUUAUGACUUGCCACGUCUUUCUGCAUGUUUUGAGAAAUGGAUUCUUGCCACUAUCUAAAAUCAACCUGCUGGUGUUUGAUGAGUGUCAUCUUGCAAUUAUGGACCAUCCCUAUCGGGAGAUCAUGAGGAUGUGUGAGAACUGCCCAUCAUGUCCUCGAAUCCUGGGUCUCACUGCCUCCAUCUUAAAUGGCAAGUGUGAUCCAUCUGAACUGGAGGAGAAGAUUCAGAAUCUGGAAAGGAUCUUGAAAAGCAGUGCAGAAACUGCUACGGACCUGGUUGUCUUAGACAGAUACUCGUCUCAACCUCGUGAAGUUGUAUUGGAUUGUGGACCAUAUGUGGACAAAAGUGGGCUGUGUGAGAAACUCUUGAAUGAAUUGGAUGAAGCACUUAAUUUUCUUAAUGACUGCAACAUAUCUGUGCAUCGUGAAGACAGAGAUCCAACCUUCAUUUCAAAACAGGUGUUGAGUGACUGUCGAGCAGUGCUGACGGUUUUGGGGCCGUGGUGUGCAGAUAAAGCAGCUGGGAUCAUGGUGCGGGAGCUCCAGAAAUACAUUAAGCACGAGCAAGAGGACUUGAACCGGAAAUUCUUAUUGUUUACAGACACUAUUUUGCGGAAAAUCCAUGCACUCUGCGAAGAGCAUUUCUCACCUGCCUCACUUGACCUGAAGUUUGUGACCCCAAAAGUAAUUAAGCUGCUUGAAAUCUUGCAUGAGUACAAGCCCUUCGAGCGGCAGCAGUUUGAGAGCGUCGAGUGGUACAACAACAGGAACCAGGAUAACUAUGUUUCCUGGAGCGAUUCUGAAGAUGAGGAUGAGGAUGAUGAGAUUGAAGAUAAAGAGAAACCUGAGGCCAAUUUUCCUUCCCCUUUCACCAACAUUCUCUGUGGGAUCAUUUUUGUAGAAAGGCGCUACACUGCGGUUGUCUUAAACAGGCUCAUAAAGGAAGCUGGCAAGCAGGAUCCAGAGCUUGCCUACAUCAGCAGCAAUUUCAUAACUGGGCACAGCAUUGGCAAGAACCAACCUCGAAAUAAACAGAUGGAGGUGGAGUUCAGAAAGCAAGAAGAGGUUCUUCGGAAAUUUCGCGCUCAUGAGACCAACUUGCUUAUUGCAACCAGUAUUGUGGAGGAGGGUGUUGAUAUUCCGAAGUGCAAUUUGGUGGUUCGCUUUGACUUACCAACAGAGUACCGCUCCUAUGUGCAGUCUAAAGGCAGAGCGAGGGCUCCUGUCUCCAACUACAUAAUGUUGGCAGACACCGAGAAAACAGAAACAUUUGAAGAGGAUCUCAAAACCUACAAAGCUAUAGAAAAGAUUCUGAGGAAUAAGUGCUCAAAGUCAGCAGAUUGCAGUGAGUUUGAAAUGGAACCUGUCCUGGAUGAUGAUAACAUUUUACCCCCUUAUGUGCUGAGAUCUGAAGAUGGAGGCCCAAGAGUUACUAUUAACACAGCCAUUGGUCACAUCAACAGGUACUGUGCCAGGUUACCUAGUGAUCCAUUCACUCACCUGGCACCAAAGUGUAAAACAGUGGAGCUACAGGAUGGGAUUUAUCAGUCUACUCUUUACCUUCCCAUCAACUCUCCUCUCAGAGUUCCAGUUGCUGGGCCCAAAAUGAAUUGUGCAAGACUAGCUGAGAAAGCAGUUGCCCUUGUCUGCUGUGAAAAAUUACACAAAAUAGGUGAGCUGGAUGACCAUCUGAUGCCGGUGGGGAAGGAGACUGUGAAGUACGAGGAAGAGCUGGAUUUACACGAUGAGGAGGAGACAAGUGUUCCAGGGAGGCCAGGAUCCACCAAGAGGAGGCAGUGUUAUCCGAAAGCUAUUCCAGAGUGUCUGAGAGCCAGUUACCCAGUUCCUGAGCAGCCCUGCUACCUGUAUGUGAUAGGGAUGGUUCUCACCACUCCUCUUCCUGAUGAGCUCAACUUCCGUAGGAGGAAGCUCUAUCCUCCAGAAGACACCACCAGGUGUUUCGGAAUAUUAACAGCCAAACCAAUACCUCGGAUCCCUCACUUCCCAGUCUACACUCGUUCAGGAGAAGUCACCAUAUCCAUUGAGCUGCAGAAGUCUGGCUUCACCCUCAGUGCCCAGCAGCUGCAGCUCAUUACCAGGCUCCACCAGUACAUUUUCUCCCACAUUCUUCGUCUUGAGAAACCUGCACUAGAGUUUAAACCUACAGAAGCUGAUUCAGCCUAUUGUGUUCUACCUCUUAAUGUUGUUGAUGACUCUAACACUUUGGACUUGGACUUCAAGUUCAUGGAAGAUAUUGAGAACUCUGAAGCACGUAUUGGCAUUCCUAGCACACAGUACACAAAGCAGAACCCUUUCACUUUCAGACUGGAGGACUACCAAGACGCAGUUAUCAUUCCAAGGUAUCGCAAUUUUGACCAGCCUCAUCGUUUCUAUGUAGCAGAUGUCUACACUGAUCUUACACCCUUGAGUAAAUUUCCAUCUCCGGAGUAUGAAACUUUUGCCGAGUACUACAAAACCAAGUACAACCUUGAUCUGUCCAACUUAAACCAGCCUCUUCUGGAUGUAGAUCAUACAUCCUCAAGAUUGAACCUUUUAACCCCACGACACCUUAAUCAAAAAGGUAAAGCCCUUCCUUUGAGCAGUGCUGAGAAGAGAAAAGCAAAAUGGGAAAGCCUGCAAAAUAAACAGAUUUUAGUUCCUGAGCUUUGCGCCAUUCACCCCAUUCCAGCUUCCUUGUGGAGAAAAGCAGUCUGUCUGCCCAGCAUCCUCUAUCGUCUACACUGCCUUCUAACUGCAGAGGAGCUCCGAGCCCAGACAGCCAGUGAUGCAGGUGUUGGGGUCAAAGCUCUGCCUCCAGAGUUUAGGUACCCUAACUUGGAUUUUGGAUGGAAGAAAUCUAUAGACAGCAAGGCUUUCAUCUCAAGUCCCAGCUCUUGCAUAGAAGAAAGUGAAAAUUACUGUAAGCACAGCAGAACUGUAGCCCCUGAAAAUGCUGCACAUCAAGGUGCUAAACUAGAAGACUCCUCACCACCGAGGGGGACUCAGCCAUCUGUGAACUGCACCACACCUGUUGAGAAGUCACCUGAUAAGCUACAUGCACCCAACCCCUCACAAAGGAGCAGAGCUAGCAGGAACUGUCUUUGUGCUGAGAACCUCAUGAAUGGCACUGCUAAUGACCUUAGUGGAGGCAGCAAUUGCCAAUGUCAUCCACUGAACUCCUGCAAGAGUGACAUACCUUUGCAAUCAACUACCUCAGUUCCCAUGCCGAACUCACAGAGCAUUGAGAACCAGCCCAUGCCCAGCGUUGAAUGUACUCCAGGGAGUAAUAAAUUUGAUGGACAUGCUAUAAAAUCUACCUCAGACGGUUGCCUGGCAGUGGCAGUGACUGCAACAGCCAGUUCCUCAGCAGCACCUUUAUCAGAUGCUUCACACGUUUCAAAACUUGCUACCAGCCCUGUCUGCAGCGACUCCCCCAAAACCCUUGGCCCAAACCCUGGUCUCAUUUUACAGGCCUUGACCCUUUCGAACGCCAGCGAUGGGUUCAAUCUGGAGCGGCUGGAGAUGCUAGGAGACUCCUUCCUUAAGCAUGCAAUUACCACCUACUUGUUUUGUACCUAUCCUGACGCUCAUGAAGGCCGUCUUUCCUACAUGAGAAGCAAAAAGGUUAGUAAUUGCAAUCUGUACCGCCUUGGGAAGAAGAAGGGCCUCCCUAGUCGAAUGGUGGUUUCAAUUUUUGAUCCACCUGUGAACUGGCUUCCUCCUGGAUAUGUGGUGAAUCAAGACAAAAGCAGUACAGACAAGUGGGAUUCAGAAGAGAACAAAGAGAAUCCAUUAGCCAAUGGAAGAUCUGAGGAAGACUAUGAUGAUGAUGAGGAGGGUGUUGACGAUGUUGAUGAAGAUGAUGAUGACCUGAUGUGGAAGGAGCCAAAAGAUGAGGUCAAUGUUGAGGAUGAUCUGGAAUAUUACCAGGAGCACAUAAAAUUCAUUGAUAACAUGCUGAUUGGUUCCGGAGCCUUUGGAAAGAAGAUAUCUCUUGCAUCUUUUCCACCUGCAGAGCCCAACUAUGAAUGGAAAGCACCCAAAAAGACUUCUCUGGCAAACGUGCAGUUCUCUUCCGAUAUAGAUGAGUUUGAUUACAGCUCAUGGGAUGCCAUGUGCUACCUCGACCCCAGCAAGGCCGGAGAUGAGGAUGACUUUGUGGUGGGAUUUUGGAAUCCAUCUGAAGAGAACUGUGGGGUGGACACCGGCAAGCAAUCCAUCUCCUACGACCUGCACACUGAGCAGUGCAUCGCGGACAAGAGCAUCGCUGACUGUGUGGAGGCCCUGCUGGGCUGCUAUCUCACCAGCUGUGGUGAGAGAGCUGCCCAGCUGUUCCUGUGCUCCCUAGGUUUAAAAGUACUGCCUGUGGAGAAGAAGGCUUGCAGAGACAUCAGCAACACCAGCCUUCAGGCUGAGCUUGGCAAGGAUCACACUAAAGACGUGGAGUAUGGUUGGCUGAAAAUCCCACCCAGAUGCAUGUUUGACCAUCCAGAUGCUGAACGAACCCUCAACCACCUGAUUUCAGGUUUUGAAAACUUUGAAGAGAAGAUCAACUACACCUUUCACAACAAGGCCUACCUUCUACAAGCCUUCACUCAUGCUUCUUACCACUACAACACCAUCACAGAUUGUUACCAGCGGCUGGAGUUCCUUGGGGAUGCAAUUUUGGACUACCUCAUUACAAAGCACCUUUAUGAAGAUCCGCGGCAGCACUCUCCUGGAGUGCUGACUGACCUGCGAUCCGCCCUUGUCAACAACACCAUCUUCGCUUCCCUGGCGGUCAAGUACGACUACCAUAAGUACUUCAAAGCCGUCUCACCAGAGCUGUUCCACGUGAUUGAUGACUUUGUGCAGUUUCAACUUGAAAAAAAUGAAAUGCAAGGGAUGGAUUCUGAGCUCAGACGAUCUGAAGAAGAUGAGGAAAAAGAAGAGGACAUUGAAGUUCCAAAAGCAAUGGGUGAUAUCUUUGAGUCACUUGCUGGUGCCAUUUACAUGGAUAGUGGGAUGUCUUUGGAGACAGUUUGGCAAGUGUACUAUCCAAUGAUGAGGCCCCUGAUAGAAAAAUUCUCAGCAAAUGUUCCUCGUUCUCCUGUGCGUGAGUUGUUAGAAAUGGAGCCGGAGACUGCCAAAUUCAGCCCUGCUGAGAGGACAUAUGAUGGGAAAGUCCGGGUCACUGUGGAAGUGGUUGGAAAGGGAAAAUUUAAAGGAGUUGGCCGAAGCUACAGGAUCGCCAAAUCAGCAGCUGCCAGGAGAGCCCUGCGGAGUCUCAAGGCAAAUCAACCUCAGGUUCAGACCAGCUGAGCAGGAACGUUCCCCACUUCCUGAAACAACAAAAUAGAAGCGAGCAAAAGGCGAUGGGUUUUAUUGAGAGGUAGAAAUAUAACUUAGUCGAGUAAGUAAAAAAAAAAAAAGCUGUAAGCAUUUGUAAAGAAAAAAAGGAACUAUUAUGGUUUUUUUGCGCAAACACAAUCUUUUCUUUUUUUCUGCUAUGUUUAAUCACAAGAGUGCUUUAUAAUGUUAGCAAGUGUUAAGAAAAAGAAAAAAGGUCAGGUCUGUCUUGUUCUGUUUUACUUUCUUUUAAAAAAAAGCUCUGCUUCGUGUAAGUGGGUUAGGAAGCUUGUGCUUAACAUUUAAUUAUUAGUCUGUAUAUAGUUUAAAACAAUAUACAAGAAAGGAAAGAAACUCUGAAUUCCUCAGUCUGUGCACUAGUGCCAGUUCUAAAGCGGUUAAAGUUAUAGUGGUGGACAAGCUGGUGGGGAGAAGCUUGAGCGGGUGCCAGUAUAGUCCUUCAUUCCCUGUUAUCUCAGUCUUGAGAUGGCUUUCUUAAUCAAGAUUGCACUUACUGCUAGAGUCCACUUCAUUGAGGUUCAGCUGGACAAUUGAAGUGCAUAUGGAGUAGACACACACCCAAGCCUGAUUGGAACCUUUUUGUCUUCUCCAGCCUGAAAAUGAUUCACCUUUGUGUGUUUCUCUGCUAUAAAAAAAAUAGGAUUUUUACAUUCCCGUUCACAGAAAUAUAAAUUGUUUUUAUCACACUCCAGAAUGCCUGUUUUUGUAGCCAUUUAUUAUAAGACUACCUGCAGGAUUCUAUUUGCAUAUACAGCUACCAGUAUAUACAUAGAAAAAAUAUAUCAACGUGAUGAAUUAAAUGUAUGCUUAGGUUUCAUUUAAUGUUUUUUAUACCAAGAACAAUAACAUUCUAAAUGAAUGGUCCUGAAAGAGAGCAUCAGAUGUCUCCAUUGACUGAUGUUUAGUUUUGAUAAAUUUAACAAUAAUAGAAAAGACAUAUCACCUGGGAAAUAUGCUGCAGAUUUUAUAAGAAAUUGGUCACUUCUGUAAGAAAUGGAGCACCUUUACAUUCUUUGCAUACACAAGAUUCUUACUGUAGUUCUCCUAGAUUGCAUUUGUACUUCACUUACCAAAGUUACCACUGUCACAAUGCCACAGAAUUGCAUUUGUGAGGUAUACUUUCAUAACUCUGUGAUCAAGGGGAUGAAAACCAGUCUUUGCUUAGUUUAAGCUCAUUUGUGAUUAUGAUUCUUGGCUUACAGCCCAAAUGUUUGUUUUAGUUAUCUAGCAUUAGGCACUCUUCACUUGAAUACCUCAGUUAUUUGCAUGCAUUGUUUUCUGUUUUUUUUUUGGUGCUAUGUUUUAUGUAUUAAGCUUGAAUUAUUUUCUUUUUUUUUGCACUGUAACUAUAAUACCUCUUUAAUUGACCUUUAAAUCUGUUGGAUUGGUUAUCCUUACUGCCAGCAGUAAAUCAGUAGAGGUUAGCUGCAUUUUGUUUAAUAUUUCCCUUUUGAUUUAUGCUUGAAGUUUUGAGGGGAGGCUGAGAGAGAGUAUAUUCUCUGCACAUAAACCUGAGGUAGAUGCUCGUUUGUAUUGCUUUGUUUUCUCUUGCGAUAAAAUUUGAAAAUGAUCUUUGUAACUAAUUUAAAAGGGUCACUUAAUGUUUUGUCAAAGUAAACAGAUUGCAUUCCGUAUCUGCAAUAUUGCUUUUUGAAUUUUAUGUUAAGCAAAUUUAAAUUUCAAUAUGAGAACUGUUUUUUUUGGUUUUCAGCAUUAUUUCAGCUUGUUUGCUUCCAGAAAACUGGCCACGUAGUAUUUUGCAAGUGUGAAGUCAUUGUGAUUUUCACUUUUCUUUUUUUCCUUCUUAGAGGAUGUUAAUAUGGGGGUUAAUCUCAGCUGUGUUUUAAGAAUGUCUUCAUGUUUUUUUCAUUCAGAGCUAGAUAAUUAAAUUUGCAUGUGAGUAAUAUUGCAAUGAACAAGAAGGGUAAGAUCAAAACUUAACAAGGAAUAUUUUUGUACUUGUCAGUAUAUCAUCUUAAAUAUCUGCUAUGUAAAAACUGAGCUACCAGUACAUUCUUUGCAGAUACAUCAGUAGUUCAAGUUAGCGUGCUGCUACCUCAAAAGCGUCUUUGCGCUGUUUUUUUCAAUGACAGUAACUGUCUUAUUCAAAUAUAUCUUUUAAAAUGUGCAUACUUAAUUCCUCAGUAAGACUUUAACCUGAAAAAUAUUAAUGGUUAUAAUGCAAUACAGUGUUUACUGUGAUAAUCUGCAACUUGUCAUAUUUAUACUUUGCACUAGAUGAACAUUCCCAUGAACUGCACCAAUUUGAUAUAUUUUUAAACUAGAAGAUAUGAAAACAGUGCCUUUUUUGUCUUACGUAUAAAGCUCCCGGUUACACAUCUUGCAAUUCUAAUUUCCUAAUGUGUUGCAAGAGCUUGAUAGAUCUUAAAUAAAAAAAGUUGCAAUAUCCAUGUGCCAUGUGGGUUUAUAGUUUUUAUUGGGUUAACUGGCUUAACAAAAAUUACUACACAAUACUGUAAGUUCGCAAUCUUGUAUUGUCGUUUGGAAAUCCAGCUGUGUGCACAUGUGAAAGAUCUUACACUUUUUCUCCUUCCAUUCCCUGAUGUACUGGUGAGAGUAUAGUCUGUUUCUUCAUACAAACCUUAGUAAACUGUGCUAUUAACCUCAGGUUGUCAAAUCGUAAGGCCAAUGAUACCAAAACAUUGGUUUUAUUAUUUCUUUUAGCCAUUAUCAAUGUUUAAUUUUGUUUUUAUCCUGUAUGUGGUGCAAUCUGGUUAUUUUAUGCAGAUGAAUUAAGUGACCCUAUACAUUGUUACAUGAAACCUGGUGUAUUUAAAAUGAGUAUCUGUUAUUGUGUACGUUUAAUUUCACUAUCGCCGCUUGUAACGGCUGUGUAAUGUUCUCUAACGUGACCUCAUUGCAGUGUGCAUCACAACACCAAGGGUUCAUUAAGAUCCUAGACUUCACACUGUAUGCAUUUUUUCACUUUAACCCUUCCCCCCCCAAACUUAGAAAGCUGGGCAUAAACAUUAAUUUAAAAAUAUUUUGGAGGAUUACUUUGAAGAAUGUGAAAUCACUUUUUGGUGCCACACUUAGUGAAUUCUUUUCAUUGAAUAAAAGGACUGUAUUUAAGUGAAUUAACACGAUUAACCAGGCUGAAGUUUGUUGGCAUGAACCUCUUACGCUUUUAAAAAAGUCUAUUUACCUUUUUAAAUGUUUGAUGUAAGGUAGUCCUCCUUUAUAUGCUGCAGACUUCUUUUGAAAUCUUUUUCUUACAGGCAGAUAAUUGUUUUGUUUUUGUACAUGUAGCACAAAUAAGCAUUGCACUUGGGCACCACGCUUUACCUCAUUUCAAGAAAAAGAAAAAUCUGCCGAUAUAUUUAGAGGACGAACAUGUGGUUUUGGCCUUGCUGCUGUUUAAAUUGCUGAUUUUAUUUUGUUUUUUUUUAAGGGUAAUCUUUAAGACAUAAUGUGCCUGCAGGAUAGUAUCUGUUAAAUACACUGUAGAACAGACCUAGGGGAUCUGUACAAUCUGGGGUGAAACAUUUGUAUUGUAUAUCAAGUAAUGUCCUGCCUUAAUACAGUAUUUCACUUUUCAAACUGUAACAUUCCCCUACAACUCAAGUUGGCAACAUGCAUGGCUUGAAACCUUUCCUGCACCUUUCUCUUCAAGAAAUUUACAUUUGCAAAUAACCUGCACAUGCAUGUUGAUGGUGCAGGACUUUUUUGCCCAGUAGUGUUCAGUUAUAUUGUUUUGAUGGUCAGACUAUUACUGGUGUAACUUACAUCAUGCUUCGUAAGGCAGUUUCUUUCCAGAUCGCCCACUAAAUUAAAAACAAUCCAGUUUAACUUCUUCCACUUAAAUAAAAAAGAUGCACAGAAGUGAUUCAUGAGCUACCAGAAGUUUCAGUUAUGUAACAGAAAUCCUGUUGGUUUUUUAAAAAAACAAACCCUCACAAAUUUAAGAGAUCAAACCCAUAUAUCAGAUGUUACCUGAAAACAAAUGCACUCAUAUCAGCAGCAAGCUGUUUUGUCACAAACUAAAUAGUAAUAUGAGAUUUACACAUGUGAGUCUGUGAGUACUACAGGAGUACUGUACUGUAAAUCAGUUGAUUUCAGAGGCGAGCUGAAGAAUGCAAUGCAUUGUACAGUGAAUUAAAUGGGGAAUAAUGGGCCAUCACAUUCUGCAGCAGUCUGUAAGGGACAUUAAAUAUUUCAUUCAUACUGUAAUCAUGCUGCAGAGGUUUGCGGUCUGCACCUUAUGGAUCACAAAUACUUUUAUUAUUUUUUGUAAUUGUAGCUGAGUAUAUCUACAAUAAAGUAAUGGUCUGGUUGUUCA